CGCUGGGCUUCAAUGUCUCGAUUUCUCGUCGGGCAACCACAACAUCCACCGUUCUUCCUUGCCGAGCCACCCAGUUGACAGGCACCGCAAACAAUGGGUCGUGGUACCAAGCUCAGGGAGAAGGUCAAGCAAAAGCUCUGGGGCUGGGCCCGGGACUCCGAUGGCAACACCAACCCAUCGGACAACGGGCCAGAGGAUCCGUCGAGCUCGGCGGCUGCGACGGCUGGCCCGAGCCACCAACCAGGGACUAAUCCCAGCCGGGAGCCCGCUCCAGGCAUAGAUGACUCGAUCGCUACCGCGACAGACUCGAAUCCACUGUCACAAUCUGUCCCAGUCCGCACACGAGCGAGUGACAAACCGAUCCGCGAGCUCUGGAAUUCAGCAUACGAAAACCUCCGGGAGGAAGAUGCGGACCUCGUCACGGACUAUGAAGCCAGGCUCUGCGGGAGUCUGACGGCUGGGUUUGAUUUGAUCCUCGGCCCCAAAGCCAACAGACGAGACCGGAUGGCGGCCAUUCUGAAGUACAAGAUGGACGAGGUUAACAGGGAUGUGUGGAAGCUGAAGUUCGGCAGCUCCGAAGUCCAGGUCAAAGAAGUUGUGGGGCCCGUAUUGAGCGCUGUCAACUCUGCAAAUGAGUACAUCACCGACGCCACGAGCUCGAACCCGUACGUCUCCAUAGCAUGGGCUGGCGUUAGUCUAUUGCUGCCGCUCCUCACGAACCCUGCCGAACAGGACGCUACCCUCGCAAAAGGGCUGGGGUAUAUCUCGACUAUCAUCGUCCGGAGCCGCAUAUGGGAAGAUCUCUACUUCCGGCGCUACGAGUCAACGGCUGGUCAACACGAGCUGUCUCUACCAUCACAUACCGAGUACAAGGAAGCAUUGGAAGAGCUGUAUUUCCAUAUCCUCAAGUUCCAAGCUAAGGCCUACUGCUACUAUUCGCAGUCGACAGCGCUUCGCCUGGGACGGGACAUGAUCAAAUGGGACGGAUGGGAUGAGCUGUUCAACGGGGUGGAAGAUCAGGUACGCGUCCUGACUGCCCUGCACGACGACUGGAGGGAUAAGAAGUACGACGAGGAGUGCGAGAAGCUCGAGACGCGACACCAGGAGAGCACACACAGCUUGCAAGCGAUCGGCGCGGAUCUGACCGGACUUCGGAAUGCGGUCGAACAAGCUCGGGCGGACGCGGAGCGCAGGAGACUCCUUGGAUGGCUCUGUGAUAGCGACCACACUGAGAUAUACAACGCCGCACGCGAUUUGCACAAGAGUGGCACUGGCGACUGGCUGGUUAAUGGCAGCGCGGAGUUCGAGAAAUGGAAGAAAUCUUCAGGCUCUCUGUUAUGGCUUCAUGGAAAGGCUGGUGCGGGGAAGUCAGUCCUAAGUUCGUCGGUAAUCCAGCACCUGAAGGACGAAUACGCAGCCGAGCCCGACGCCGCCAUCGCCUACUUCUUUUUUAGUUUUAGCGAUUCGAAGAAACAGAGCUUGUCCGUGAUGCUCGCGUCGCUUGUCAGGCAGCUCUGUGCCAGCAGGCCCGACACUCCUCUGCCGGUGAAGAGACUCGGCCAAUACAAGGACGGGGGUGGGCGCCCAGACACAAAGACCCUAGAGACCGCACUGCUGGCCACGACACGCGGGUUUUCUGCGGUUUUCGUCGUUAUUGACGCCCUGGACGAGUGCCCGACCUUGGGUAACGAACGGGCGAAGCUGCUGGACAGCCUCGGCCGUAUAACUUCCCCGAUGCCAGGCAAUCUCCACAUCAUUUGCACCAGCCGGCCGGAGCCAGACAUCAAGGCAGCGAUGGGCGCCUUCCUCUCCAGGUCACAUGGGGCGGCGAUAAACCUGACAACAAAUCAAUCGAAACACAACGGUGAUAUCGGUCUGUACAUCGAUACGAUGCUCGCAUCCGCCGACUACAACUCCUGGCCCCCCCACCUCAAAGCCAACGCGAAGGGCUUGUUGUUAGAGAAAGCGGACGGCAUGUUCCUAUACGUAUCUCGCCAGCUCGAAGCCCUCAGGGAUCUCGCUUCCAAGUCGGCCAUCCGUGCGGCGCUCAAAAACAUCCCUCCUGGGCUUGAUGCGACAUACGAUAGGAUUCUCCAAAGCCUAAACAAGGACUUCCGACCCCAGAUCAUAAGCGCGCUCAAAUGGCUCGCCUCAUCGAACGCGCCGCUCCGGCUCAACCAGCUCGCCGAGAUAUUCAUCCUCCGCCCAGAGUGUGCCAUCCCCGUAAAUGAUGCCGAGCGACUGUUCAAACCCGAAGCCUUCUUGAAAUAUGUAUCUGGCCUUGUUGUUGCCUACGAAUGGUUUAACGAAGCUGCCUGGAAAAUGGAAACUUGUGUACGGCUGGCUCAUUUUUCAGUAAAGGAGUACCUAACGUCUGCCCGGACUGCCGCGGAUCGGGCCAAGCGAUUCUACUCAUUCAGCGAGAUCGAAGCCCACCUGCACAUUGCGCACUCGUGCCUCUCAUACCACCUCUACCGCAGCACCCUGACUAAUGAUGAAGCCGAGCGCCUCAGCUUGAAAAGUUACGCGGCACGUCAAUGGGCGCAUCAUCUUGAAAUGGUGCCGCGCGAGGAUUGGCCGGCCGAGGUCAUCAACGCCGCUGCACGUGCCCUCGGCAUCCAGAGCAACAGCCUGCGCUUAAGCAUCGAAGGGUGCCGGUUCGGCCUUUACGGGAUGGUAAAAAUCGGCUACCGUUCCAUGUUGCAGCGACCGCAGCGCUUCACUGCCCAGCUUGGGUUUUUCCAGCUCACAAAUAUGCUGCUCUGUGAAAGCACCGGCAUCUCCAAGUACUUGACGCAGGAGGAAUUGGAUGCUGCCCUCCCGGAUGCGGCAUACCGAGGGAGCAAGGCUGCCGUCCAGCUCCUACUAGACAUGGGUGCCCUUGUCAACUAUGAGCACGAAGAAUUUGGAAGCGCAUUGUGUGCAGCAGCUAUGCGCGGACACGUCGAGAUUGUGGAACUCCUGCUCGGCUGUGGCGCUGACAUCAAUGCGCACUACGGUGAAAGGUCUGCUCUACAAGCCGCCGUAUCUUAUCAUCACCUCGAUCUAGUUCGACUGCUUGUCAGCCGCGGGGCCGAUCUGAAAUGGUCGGCUACCAACGAGGCGGAAUCCCUUCUGGUGUAUGCUGUGCGGGAUGCUCAUGGCUCCCACCCUACCCGAAUGCUGGAGUUUCUGCUCGAGAGCGGCGCCGACAUAAACGGGCAUGGCGGCAUCCGAGGGACUGCAUUACACGCAGCAGCAUCGGAUCUCGAGAACUGCGAAGCGAAUUUUCGGUUAUUGUUAGAUAGAGGCGCUGACGUCAACAUGCCAGGUGGCCGAUACGGCAACCCACUCCAAGCAGCUGUCUCCAACAUGGUCGUGACCGAGGCGGUUGAGCUCCUGCUGGACAAGGGCGCUGACGUCAAUGCCGAGGGUGGGGAAUUCGGCAGUGCACUGCAGGCUGCCUGCGCUGUUCCAUACUGGGAGAACGGCAUCAGUCUCAUCAAACUGUUGGUCGAGAGAGGCGCCAACGUCAAUGCACGAGGUGGGAAGUACGAGACCGCUCUGCAGGCAGCUUGCGCGAACUAUAUGCACGGCAAGAAACUCAUCCCGUAUUUACUGGAAAAGGGCGCCAAGGUGGACAUUCAAGGGGGGGAGUAUGGCAACGCCUUGCAAGCCGCAUGCCGACAUCAACGCAAAUGGGACACGAUCGAGCUGUUGGUAACGAGGGGUGCCGACGUCAACACCGCUGGAGGUAAAUGCGGAAAUGCAUUGUCUGCCGCCGCGAGGGGAUUUUGGCGCAACGGUAUCGAGUUCCUGCUUGGACAAGGCGCCGACGUCAACGCCAAGGGCGGCGAGUACGGGACCGCGCUCCAGGCGGCGUGCUUUUCGGGACGCCUCGAACCCGUGCGCCUUCUGAUCGACCGCGGUGCUGACGUCCAAGCCCGGGGCGGCCGCUUCGGCAGCGCCUGGCACGCGGCGGCGGCGGCGGCGGCGGCGGCGGCGGAGGAGGACGAGGACGAGGACGAGGACGAGGACGAGGACGAGGAGGAGGAGGAGGAGGAGGAGGAGGAGGACGAGGAGGACGAGGACGAGGAGGACGAGGAGGACGAGGACGAGGAGGACGAGGAGGACGAGGACGAGGAGGAGGAGGAAAACGACCCCCGGGAGGUGAUGGGGCUGCUUCUCGACCACGGCGGAUGCGACGUCAACGACACGGGGGGCGGGCGGUACGGCACCGCUCUGCAGGUGGCACUCGAAUUUGACUCUGAAGACCAGGCAUCCGAAUCCGACUCUGAAGACCAGGCACCCAAAUUUGACCCCGAAGACCAGGCAUCCGAAUCCGACUUUGAAGACCAGGCAUCCAAAUUUGACCCCGAAGACCAGGACCUCGACAGGAUGCGGUUUCUGCUGGACCACGGCGCCGACGCCAACCUCGGGGCUGGGAAAUACGGCACCCCGCUCCAGUCGGCGUGUGCGAAGCGCCGUCUGCGGGGCGCCAAGCUCCUUUUGGAAAGAUGUCCUGGCAUCAACGUGAAUGCGCAAGGGGGGAAAUUCGGCUCGGCGCUACAAGCAGCGGUGCACUCGGGCUGGCUAGAGCUGGUUGAGCUAUUGCUGGCCAAGGGAGCUGAUGCAAACGCACGAGGAGGUGUGUACGGCAGCGCGCUGAACGCGGCAGUUGUAAGGGGCUUCUGGCCUUCUGCCGAGAUGCUGCUCGAGCAUGGGGCAGAGCCCCUGCUUCCAGAGCUCGGCGAUGAGUGGCUCGCCGGGAUGCAGAAGAAGUACGGCCGUGGUGUUUCGGAGCGGUUGGACAAGUUUCGGGAGGUACAUGGGCAGGCUUGAUGCUUGGCUAGGAUGCCAGAAGGAUUCACUAUGUAUUAUUCAUUCCUGCGUCGACAAUGUUACCAAAAUCAUCAUAGCCCAGUUACCGACCCCCUUACACCUCCG
Gaeumannomyces tritici R3-111a-1 is the source of this 4926-nucleotide messenger RNA. RefSeq lists its product as hypothetical. Bases 94 to 4821 code for a protein of 1575 amino acids. The transcript has 4 exons. The record is from RefSeq and is a predicted model, not a curated record. Gene Ontology annotation, molecular function: protein binding. Lineage: Eukaryota; Fungi; Ascomycota; Sordariomycetes; Magnaporthales; Magnaporthaceae.